GUGUCCAGCCUUGAGAAGAGCUGAAGAUGAAGGACAGGUUAGAGGAGCUUCGGAACCGAGUGAACGAAGACGAGGACCAGGACGAUACGCUCUCUUUUGACAACCCCACCUUUAACGACCACGAGAGCAAUCCCCUGAGCAAGACUUUCGAGGAAAUCGCCCACCUUUCCUUGGCGCUGGAUAAACUGGAGGAAUUAUCGGAGACAGUGGACAAGAAGCAGCAACAGGUGCUCUGCUGCACCACUGAAGGCAGCAUUUACGAAGGGAAAAAAGAACUGAGCGCCAUCAAGGAGGCUUUCACUGCUGAGGCCAAAUUCAUCCGGCCACAGCUCAGCAGUAUCCAGGAGACCUUGGCUGGUGGCAACAAGCAGUGGCAAGCCGCCAGCCGCAUCCGCUACAGCCAGGCCUCCCUCCUCGUCACCCGCUACCACAACAUCAUCACUCACCACUAUGACAAAGAGACCCAGUAUCUGGAGAAGCUGAAGGAGCAGAUCCGAAGGCAGACGGAGUUGGCUGGCUUGAAUCUGCCGGAGGAGGACCUCACGCGGCUGGUGGAGAGCCCCAUGGCUCCUCGGAUCGUGGGCCAAGACCUGGAGGUGCUCAGGGCCAGGCAGCACCUGGCCAUGGCCCAGGUGCGCCACCAGCAGCUGCUGGACCUGGAAGCCCAGAUCAAAGAGGUACACAGCCUCUUCCUGCACCUGGAGGUCCUGGUCUCGGAACAGCAUGAGACCAUCAACAGCAUCGAGUACAAUAUCCUGCACACUCUGGAUUAUAUCUCCCGGUCGAACGAGGAGGUCAAGAAAGCCCUCAAAUAUGAGCGGCAGUCUCGGUUCGCUGCCGCCCUGAGCGCGCUGCUGGGCCUCUGUGCCUGCUGCACUUGUUUAUCCUGCAUGGCAACCCCGAGUGUGGUGCGGUGA
This is a messenger RNA of Hemicordylus capensis (graceful crag lizard), 917 nucleotides long. Its product is annotated as syntaxin-1A-like. Gene Ontology annotation, biological process: synaptic vesicle fusion to presynaptic active zone membrane; intracellular protein transport; exocytosis. The coding region runs from base 27 to 917 and encodes 296 amino acids. Gene Ontology annotation, molecular function: SNARE binding; SNAP receptor activity. The record is from RefSeq and is a predicted model, not a curated record. The transcript has a single exon. Gene Ontology annotation, cellular component: endomembrane system; presynaptic active zone membrane; synaptic vesicle. Lineage: Eukaryota; Metazoa; Chordata; Lepidosauria; Squamata; Cordylidae.